Molecule: messenger RNA, 1976 nt
Organism: Oncorhynchus masou masou (cherry salmon)
Lineage: Eukaryota; Metazoa; Chordata; Actinopteri; Salmoniformes; Salmonidae
Gene: enoph1
Product: enolase-phosphatase 1
Exons: 6
Coding region: 709-1494 (261 amino acids)
Molecular function (GO): magnesium ion binding; acireductone synthase activity
Source: RefSeq, a predicted model, not a curated record
GUACUUCAAGGUCUCACGGGUGAGUGACGUCACCGAUUUAAACGCGACUCACGAAGUUUUUUUAAAAUAAAGUACUACUAGCGCUCUACUAACUAGCUAGCCAUUUCACACCGGUCAUACUCAUACAGUACCAGCCAAAGAUAUUGAAAGCACUGUACACAUGUUGUGCCCAAACACUGGUCUUAUAAUUAGCUACGACAGAGCAGAGAAUCUCUUGAUAUGGUUAUAAGGCUUCACACAUUCUAAAAUAUGUGGAAUGGGACAUACGACUGCGCAUGGCCUGUGCCCCACCCACCAGUAAAUACAACUAUUGUAGCGAAAUGAGCAAUGUUAUGAUAUUGCAGCACACAGUGUCCUUUUUUAUUUUACUAACCUAGCUAAAUGUUUGGUUUUGUCAUUUAACAUUUUACGAGUAGCAGUGCUUUACCCUCGUGGUCGUCAUUAUCACGCCUUCCUGGAAACAGAAGACUUUCUUUGCUCUUGAGCACGUUCAAUGGGUCUGGCUGCUUCAUGCGUGCCGACGAGUCUGCUCUACCCAACAAUAGCUAAUUGAAAAGUAACCUAAAAAUAUAUAUAUAUAUUUGGAAAGGAAUUGGUAAUCCCCUGUUAGGGUUUGCUCGCUUUUCUCCAGCCUGGGUAGCGGGGUAACGUUAGAUAGCCAAGCUAACAGUUAGCUACUAACUACAGUAGAAGGCUUCAGACAGGAAAAUGGCCAGUGUUUCAAUCCCUGAAAACACUACCGCACUUUUGCUGGAUAUUGAAGGAACUACGACACCAAUAACGUUUGUAAAGGACAUUUUAUUCCCAUACAUCAAAGAUCAUCUCGAGGAGUAUCUGUCGGCGCACUGGGAAGAAGAUGAAUGCAAACAAGACGUGCAUCUCCUUAAGAAACAGGUUGAGGAGGACCUGCGUCUGCACCGGGCUUGUGCGCAGCACUCCCUGGACCAGUCUGGGCACACGGACGAGGAGAAAGCCAUCAGGGAGGUGGUGGACAACGUGCUGUGGCAGAUGGCUUCGGACAGGAAGUCCACGGCUCUGAAACAGCUGCAGGGACACAUGUGGAGGGCGGCCUACGCUGCCGGGAGAAUCAAAGGCGAGGUGUACCAGGACGUGGUUCCAUCCAUCAGGAGGUGGAGACGGCAGGGCCUGAAGGUUUAUAUCUACUCCUCUGGCAGUGUGGAGGCUCAGAAACUACUGUUUGGAUACUCUGUAGAGGGAGACGUACUAGAUCUAUUUGAUGGCCACUUCGACACCAACAUAGGCACUAAAGUAGAAAGCAAAAGCUAUGUGAGGAUUGCAGAGAGAAUGGGCUGCCCACCUGAAGAAAUCAUGUUCCUGACAGAUGUCACACGAGAGGCCAAGGCAGCGGAGGAUGCUGGUGUGAACGUGGCUGUAGUGGUGCGGCCAGGGAACAUGGAGUUGACAGAGGAAGAAAGGUCUCACUAUAACCUCAUUACAACCUUCAGCCAACUGGAAGUGAAUGGCAGCGCUUAACACUGGAGAAGAGGGUAGGGGGAGGGGGUAGAAAUGCUGCCGUCUGAUUUUCCCCUUCACCUCCCCAAAGUGUAUGCUCAUUGACUCCCCCUUGGGGAUAUAAAAAAUGAUUGGUCUUCACAUGGGAGUUUUCACCAUAUAUCUUACACCUUUGCAUUGUUUUUAAAUCUGAGGGGGAGUAACGAAUGCACACUUCAGGGAGAACAAGGGUAGAGAAACAGAACACAACCAGAGAGUGGGAGAAUACACUCACUGGCCCUGUUCCCCUAGCACCUGCUGCCCUUAGGUCUAAAGGACUGGAACGGUAUAAGUGACGUGAUGGACGAUCCUCUGUUGUUGAACACAGGAACUGUCGGGUAUUCAGGCUACGCACAGUGUGGGUGGUGAGCAACAAGCACUAAGAGCCGUACCAGUCUGCACGUUUAAGGGACAUGACAGGGCUUCUUUUUUUUAACAUUUUAAAUAAAAACUAUUUAAGUUGA